This is a messenger RNA of Closterium sp. NIES-65, 2736 nucleotides long. The record is from the annotation of a GenBank genome assembly. Lineage: Eukaryota; Viridiplantae; Streptophyta; Zygnematophyceae; Desmidiales; Closteriaceae.
AUGGGGCACGUUGAAGGCGACUAUCGUAUCGCGCGGGAGAAAAAUGAGACUAGCGAUGGUGACUAUACCGCGCGGGAGAAGCAUCUUGACGCGUACACAGCGGACGACGACGAGGCGACUGUGCGACGUCGCCUGGCGGCCGAGGGGAUGGAGAUGCGCGACCUGGUGCCACGUGGACGAAUGAGCGCGUGGCACGCGGCCAUCGUGUUCGUUUAUCACAUGCUGCCGUACACGCCCCUCCCCUGCACGCUCGCCACGCUGGCCUGCUUCUACGGGUACAGGGCGUACGGCUGGCAGGGCGCAGUGGCGGUGGUGGUGCUGCUGCUCUUCCUCCGCCUCAUUCCCCUCUAUUACAACUCCGCCUGGCGCAAGAAACUCACUUUCCUAUACAAGGCAAUGGCGCACUACAUGACACGCGUGCGUGUCAUCGUGCCAGCUCAGCAGGUGCCACGUGGCGGGUACCUGUUCACGGCGCACCCCCACGGGCGCAUGUUCUACAGCAGCAGCAUGCUCACGCAAACCGCCCACCUCUGGAAAGACACAUUCUGCCCGCACGGUAGGUCUGCAGGCGAGCUGUUCGGAGCAGCCAACAGCACCUUCUUUGAGGUGCCGGUGAUUCGCUCCAUGCUCUAUAUGGCUGGCGCCAUCCCUGCCAGCCGCGGCAGCAUCAUUGCCAAGCUCAGGCAUGGCGACCAUGUGGGCAUAGUGGUGGGCGGCAUCAGGGAGGUGUGUCUGGGCACCAACCCUCACACAGACGUGCUCUACCUCAUGCGGAGGCGUGGGUUUGCACGCAUAGCAGUGGAGGAGAAGGUGGGGGUGGUUCCAAUGUACUGCUUCAAUGAGACCCAGUUGUUCAAGCACGAUCCACUCUGGCUGCUCCAGUUCUGGGCUGUGGUGAAUCGCUAUUGGCGUAUCGGCGUCCCGUUUAUGAGGGGGGUAUGGCACAUGCCAAUGCCCUUCCGCAGAAUCAUCGCAGCUGUUAGCGGGGACAUCGAGAUUUCCGUGCGCACCCCUUCGAUCUCCUCUUCUCACACACGCCUAUCUUCUCCCUCUCUUUCUGCUAGACCAGCGAUUUGCUGGCACAGUUUGCUCUCCGAUAACCCCGACGGCUGGGGACCCACCACUCUCCCCGAGCAGUUUAAAGACGUCCCGUACGCGCCGUUCAAUAAGGGCGACCGCGUCGGCCGCGCAGCGGACUGGACCUCCCAAGGAUACCGUCGCUACGAUCGUGAUCGCCAGGGCGGGGCGGGCGGGGUGAAUGCCGCCUUCUCCUUCUUCCAGGACCAGGAUGAGGACUCGUUUCAACUGGUGGACACCAAGCCUGUGCAGAAGCCUCGCUACGGGCCCCGCCGCUUCUUCCAGAAUCGGUUCCAGAACCGGCGCGGGGAGGAGGGGAAGCGCGACGGGCGCGACAGCGGCGCGGGCGCGGACAGGGAGCGGCAGCGGCAGCAGCGCAUGCAGCAGCAGAAGCGCGGGCAGUGGAACCCGUACUACGACCGCAACGCGCAGCGCGCGACGUACAACAGCUCCGUCGACAUCCGGCCCGAGUGGGUGGUGCUCGAACAGAUCCCGCUCUCCGCUCUCUCCAAGCUCUCCUUCAACGCAGGGGAGCCCCAGGACGUUACGACGUGCGGCGCGCUCGAGUAUUACGACAAGACGUUUGACCGAGUCAACCCCAAGUCGGAGCGGCCGUUGGAGAGGUGUGAAACGCGCCAGUUCCACAAGGUGACGACGAGUGACGACCCCGUGGUGAAGCGGCUGGCGGCGGAGGGCGGAGACGCGCCCGCGGUCUUUGCCACGGACGCCAUCCUCUCCACGCUCAUGUGCGCGCCUCGCUCCGUGUACUCGUGGGACGUGGUCGUGCAUAAGAGCGGGGGGAAGCUGUUCUUCGACCAGCGGGACUCCUCGUUUGAUCUGCUCACGGUGAACGAGACAGCAACGGGCAUAGAGCCGGCGGCAGAGGACAGCAUCAACGGCAUCGCGUCGCUGAGCCAGGAGGCGACGUUCAUCAACCAGAACUUCUCGCAGCAGAUCGUCAACAAGAAGGGAGCCAAGCGCCAGUUCGCGGAGGCGAAUCCGUUUGCAGCGGAGGGCGAGGAGGUGGCGUCCGUGGCGUACCGCUACCGCAAGUGGAUGCUGGACGGGGACAUGCCUCUGGUGGUGCGGUGCGAGUUAGACGCAGUGGUGGACAUGCGGGGGCAGGAGAUGCUGGCGACGGUGAAUGCGCUCAACGAGUUUGAUCCCAAGGUCACGGGCGUGGACUGGCGAGCCAAGAUCGACAACCAGCGCGGCGCGGUCCUGGCAACGGAGCUGAAGAACAACAGCAACAAGCUCGCCAAGUGGACGGUGCAAGCGCUGCUCGCAGGGGCCGAUCUGAUGAAGCUAGGGUACGUGUCGCGAGUGUUCCCCAAGAACAACCUCAAGCACACCAUCCUCGCAGUGCAGGCGUACAAGCCGCGUGAGCUGGCGAUGCAGAUCACGCUCUCGUCCACCAACAUGUGGGGCAUCGUCAAACACAUAGUGGACAUGUGUAUGAAGCUCGAGGACGGCAAAUACCUCAUCGUCAAGGACCCCAACAAGCCCUUCCUCAGGCUGUACGAGGUGCCAUCAGACGCGUUUGACAAUGACUAUGUGGAGGAGCCCCUUGCCGAGGAGGACCAGGCCCCACCGCCCGCAGAAGCGGCUGAUGGCGACGCAGAGGCAGCAGCAGCAACUGACUCCAAUGCUGCUGCGUGA